This is a messenger RNA of Heterobilharzia americana, 1911 nucleotides long. The record is from the annotation of a GenBank genome assembly. Lineage: Eukaryota; Metazoa; Platyhelminthes; Trematoda; Strigeidida; Schistosomatidae.
GGAUGAAGAAACCCUUGACUUAGUCUGGAUCGUGUAGGGAAUUGUAAGGUUCCUGGUUUGACAACCUAAGUCAAUGGUUCGGAGCCGUGCAGUAUUGCAGGAAAUCGAUCACGGUAACGCAAGCUGGAGAUAUACCCUCUCUUCAUUGUUGGUGCCACGUUAUAUGCUAUCAUUCCUUUAAUCUUGUCUCUGUGUUAUAACGUUUUGCUAUUACUGAUAUUCCUUUAUUUUCCCUCUUCGUAAUAUCUACCAGGAUAAUCUGACGUGUGGCUUAACGAUUCAGUCCGUUGUGCAAUGAUGAUGGAUCAUAUGAUGAGUUAUACUCCAAAAAGUCCGGAGAAAUCAAGCCCAAGUUUUCCAGAGGACGUAGAAGAUGAUGAUGAGGAUCCAAUGGAUUUAGAGCCAUUAAAGUAUUCCUCUCUUCGACCACAUGUGAAUAAAAAUAACAUCAGCAACCAUAAUACUAGCAACACUACUAACAAUACCACCAGUAGUAAUACGCAUCAUGUAAAUAAUCAUUGUACCGGUGGAGGUGAGGAUGGUGAUGAUUAUGUUGACGAACAACUUGAUGUUACCAUGUUGCCACCAGAAGAUGAAGACGAUGAUAUCAAUGGAGGAACACGUGGAUUCAUGUUAAAUGUUGACAGUCCACGACACCAUCCAAUGGAUUCAACAGAGAAAAAGGUGCACUGGUCAAAUCAAAAUGUUCAAACCCUAUUGGACUGUGUUGAAAAACACUUGGAUGAAUUUAAUAUACAAAAAAAGCAUAAACAAAAAGCAGUACGUAAUGCUGAUAUCUUGCGACGUGUUGCACGUUUAAUUCUAGUUAUCUAUCCAAAUAUCGAUGCAACAACAAUGCAAGUGACUGGUGAUCGAAUCAGUACAAGUAAAUCUACUCCAAAUACACCCGGUGGUCCUGGUAGUCUAUCGUCGAAUAAAAUGGCGUUAUCUUCAUCCUUACACGCUCCAGAUUCACCUUUAUAUUUUGGUCUGUCUGGAACGCGUACACCACAUUCCUUAACACCAAAUUUUCAUUCCUCAAAUGGUCUAAAAUAUAAAACGGAGCAAUCAGGUUAUGAUACAUUGUCAACCACUCCACCUGUACCGUGUACAGCAUUGUUCACUAGUAAUUCACGGAGUUCAGACACCGAUAAGAAGAUGCAUAUAUCAUCUACACCGAAUUCAGUUAAUCAUGACAAUAGUACAACAUCGUCGUCAACAGAAGCAAUCUCACAAAAUACUAAUUCAGGAUUUCCGUUCUUCUUAAAUCCCGCUGCUGCAGCUCUCCUAGUUCAGUCACAGCUAUUCAAUGAUUUACUCCAUCAACAGCAAACAGCAUUAACACAAGAUGAGUCUAUGCCGCUGGAUAGCAUACAACAACGUGAACAGUUUUUGGCUUUAACUACCUCAUUAAAAAAUGCUCUACAUUCUACUAAUAGUACUACUGUUACUACCACUGGUACAACAACACAACAGACUACUAACACAAACAGUUGUGGCAAGAAUAUCACUAUAAAUGGGGAUUUCAAUACAGAGAAUAUUGCUAGUGUUGUUAAUAAUAACAAUAAUUCAUUGCAUGUUGCCAAUUUCGCCUCCAACUUGUUAAAUGGUUUAAGUAGUCUGGACACAUCACAGUAUCUAAGCUUGCUAGCCUCUGAGGCUGGUCUAAAUGGUAGUGUUACCGGUUAUCCCAAUUAUCAUAAUAGUUGCCAGCAGCAGCAACAACAACAACCGUAUACUUCUGGGGUUGACCGGUUACCACCGGGCAGUGAGUUGGCUGGUGUUGUCCAGCGUCUACGCAAUGAAGAGGCAAUUCAUCUACGCUUAACAGAUAUGGUCUCUCAUUUAGCUGAUGAAUUGAGAGCAGCUGGUUUACGCAGACGUGCAACAUUAGAUCAGUUAUUGAGAUAA